Molecule: messenger RNA, 816 nt
Organism: Lizanozyma spartinae
Lineage: Eukaryota; Fungi; Ascomycota; Pichiomycetes; Serinales; Debaryomycetaceae
Exons: 3
Coding region: 1-816 (271 amino acids)
Source: RefSeq, a predicted model, not a curated record
AUGCGACUGCAAAUCGCUUCAUACAAUGUUUUGGAAUACUACACCCGUUUAAACCAAGAACAUAACUUUGGUAGAAUCUCGGUAGGUGGCAUCAACGUUAACUUGGGAGAAAUGUUCAAAAGUGCAAUGAAUGAAAAUGCUUUACCUAUGGGCUAUACUGAGAAAGCUGUUGCUCAAGUUAGUCUACAAGUUCAAAAAUGGUUGAUUUAUUGGAUAGUUUUAUCGUUAUUAACAUUAACGGAAACAAUUGCCUCCUUUAUUAUACCAUUUUAUCAAUUCUUCAAGUUACCUUUGAUUUUAUAUCUCCUAUCACCAAUGUUGAUGAAUUCCAGUAAAUUGGCAGUUUCUGCCAUUGUUGCUAGUGAUAAACCUCCCACUAUAGACAAUGAUGCAGAUUGGAAACAAUUCCAAGAACAAGGUUGUGGAUUUGUUUAUUUUAAGUUGAUUAAACCAUUUUUGGAUGGAGAAGUCGAUGCUAUAAUGAAAUAUAUACCCUUGGAUAAGUUGAAACAUUUAACAUCCACCAUCCCCAUUAAUCUGACAACCUUAUCUUGGGCACUGAAGAUUGCAAUGUUUAAGAUGUCGUCCAAUAGAUCAAUGGAUGAAAGUAUUGCUGAUUCAGUUUCUAGCAGAGGCGUUGAUUCUGAAGUGAAGAGUAAGAGCCCGGUACAACAGGGUGCAGUGGGCGGUGUCGGUGGUGCGGCUACCAGCUUUUAUGAAGAAUUCGAUAUGGUUGAUAAACCACUUGAAACUGAUAGUAAUCUUAGACUUAGAGACCCCAAGCCAAAGCCAGAGAAUAAACGAUGGUUAUGGUAA